AGUUCGCCUUGGAUUUACACCAGCGCCUUCCAGAGCACGCGGUUUAUUGGGAUCUUAGCACCAUAAGCUGAUAUUUUCUUAUCGACGUUUUACUGAUUUCACGUAUUUUUCAUUCCAUUUUAUUUUUCUGGCUGCUGUCGGACGGAAUUGUGCCAUAUUGGAGCUGUCCGUGCGCAUCAAGGGGGCGAUACGCGAGGCUCAACCUCCUCCUGAAUGCUUUGUCCUUGCAUGACAUGAGCGAGACAGAAACAUCUGGUGUGUGAGUGUGAGCGUGUGUGUGUUUGUGUUUGUGUUCAGAUACCGUUCAAUCAAAAGCUUGCAACUGGUGUGUGCUGUGGAGAGCAAAUGGCCAUAAGGCGUCCACCUCGCAGCGCGCACUGAUCCCUGUGAUGUGGAUGUUGCCACACUUGGUCAAGCUUCUGUAUGGCUAAAGCCGGAGAUCUCCUAACGACCGGACACAUUUUGAGGAGAUAAAACUUUUUUCCCUUCUUCUUCUUCUUUACGCAUCACCUCGUUAAUGAUGACCGAGAACAACGAGAUGGAGAGCGAGUCGCAGCUCCAGCGCUCUCCAAGCACCAUGUCCAUCCAACCGAUGUCAUCCAAGCUCCAGAGACUAAAGCGCUCGCUGUCAUUCAAGACCAUCAUGCGCAGCAAAAGCGUGGAGAACUUCUUCCAGAGGUCCUACAGCGACGCCCGCCUGCCCCCGGAUUUCAUCACCGACCCGCCGCCUCCUUCUCCUCCGCUGAUGCCUGGCUCUCCUCUCACCGGCGAACGCUCGCCGUCCAUUUCACCAUCCCUGAGCCCCAACCCCUCCAUCGCCUCCCACUCCCCCUCUCUCAGCCUUUCCCCAUCGCUGCCCACCAAGCCUCCCCGGCCUCAGAUUAACCACUGUUUCCAGGACCACGUCUUUCGCAAGCCCACCAACUGCCAGCACUGCAAACACAUGAUAGUGGGAAACUCCAAACAGGCUCUGCGGUGUAAAACGUGCAAGAUGGCUGCUCACCUGUGGUGCACCUCAGAACUAUCGCAGCAGCCGUGCCAUGGGAAGUCCGGAGCGUUCAAGCGAAACUUCAGCUCGCCGAUGCUCGUCAACGACCAAUUGUCUGUCGUCAAGGAAGUGCAACCGAGCCAAGAGGCUGCGAGGAUGCGUGUAGACCCCGUAUAUGCCGCCUUGCGCUACGGGACGUCCUUGGCACAGAUGAGCCGGUCCAGUUUUGGCAGUUUGUCAGAGUCGCCAACACGCAGCCUGGGGGAGGGAGGUGAGGAGAGUCAGCAGAGACAGUGCAGCAUGGAGGAAGAGAUAACUCAGGAGACAGGGGACACCCCUGUCCCUGAACCGGAGGUCGAGAAGGAGGAAGAGGAGAGCAGCAGCCAAGCUCAGACCCAAGCUCAAAUUCCUGUGGACGACAGCAGUGUCAAGGUGCCCAAGCGCAUUGAAGUUCACUCCAUCCACACCUAUGUAGCGCUCUACAAGUUUCUGCCUCAGGAACAGAACGACCUGGAACUACAUCCUGGUGAUCGGGUGCAGGUCACUGACGACUCUAAUGAAGAGUGGUGGAAGGGCAAGAGUGGCGACAGAGUCGGCUUCUUCCCGGCCAACUUCGUGCAGAGGGUCCGUCCAGGAGAGAGAGUGUGGCGAGUCGUCCAGGGUUUCUCCGGUAGCAGAGAAAGAGGACACAUGGCUGUGAAGGAGUCCCAGAUCUGUGUGGGAAAGCUAGAAGACGGCGAGACGUAUCUGAAGCUGAGCAGUGGGAAGAAGAGAGGGCUGGUCCCAGCUGACUCCAUAGAGGAGAUCUGAGCCUCUGUUUGAACAUCACCUUCCUUACUCUUCUACUUCCCCCUGGGACACACCCAUCUUCAGACGACCCCCAUCCUCCCCCUCGGCACAAAGACAGCCGCAGCCUCUCCGACCAGCCCUGACUGACUUAAGCCAAACACAUAAACUGGAUGAAAAACACAUAUUUCCGCAAGGAGCUGGAACCACAGCCUGUUCAGGUUGAACUGGUUUACUGUCUUCAACAGAGUCUUUAAGAGAGUGUACAGUCAUGCAGUAAUCCUGCUCUUAGAAAAGAACUGUUUCUCAGCAGGCUAGCACAGCUGUAGGUUUAUCUUUGCAAUACAAAAGUCAUGUCAUAAAUGUUUAGUUAGACAAUGUGAGCACAAGUCAUAAAUGCUUUAAAUAUGCCUGCUGGAUGCCAGUUCACGUUUAGUUAUUCCGCGUCGAUAAGACGUCUACCAACGUGGGAGGAGGCUGAGUCCUGUAAUGGGAACAUGAUGCUUCUGUCAGCGUCCUUUUCUUCUUUCUGCCCACUCCGUAUGUCUCAUCCCUAUCUGCUCAUGUCAGGGUCUCUGGCCCGGGGACUGGUAUCAGCUUUAUGUAGACUGCUACACGACAUGAGGCACUCGGCAAGGACAACCACUACCAGCCAGAGAAAGCUUCUGCCACUCAGGCAGACCAGAGAUGAAAGGAGUGCACACGAUUUUGAAAAAAUCGUCAGCAGUGUCAAGCUGAGCUAUAUCGGCAGUCACCAACUUGAGAGAGCAGAGAGGAGAAGAUUUUUUUUUUCAAAGCAGAAUUGGAGCCUCUGAGGAUCUUUUCACAGGAAACUCUUUUUUGACUUUUUCAGCAUAAAAUAAGAAUGAAAUAUGGUACAAAAAAUUGCAAGAGAGCAUGAAUCAGUCAUGCUGGACCCGACUUUUUUUGUGAAACAACUCUCUACAGGACACAAACUUACAUUUCCAGGAAUACAUUCAUGUGUGAAGUAUCUCAGUGAGGGUCUGUGAUUUGUUGUCUUUUCUUAGUAAAGAUGAAGCGAGGGGGAAGUAAAAAGGGAGAUAAAACUAGAAGGAGAAAAACCCAGCAGAGUGGUCCUUAGCGAGAACAAGUGUCGAAAUCUCAAGUGUAACUGUCUCAAGUGGCAGGAGCCGUUCUCCUGUUUUCACAUAAAGGAGCUCGGCAGGCAUAAAAGGGUUCGUGUCUCCGCAGGCUCGCUGAAGAGCCGCAGUGGUGUGCUGCGAGUGUUGCACGGCAUUUUAACACGGCUUCACUGGAGCCCGAGCAGCGAGAAACAAACCGCAGCCAGUCUGCCAGAAAAAAACAACAACACAGUGGGGAUCUUUCUGACCAUGACAGGGAGUCUGAGUUUCACUGACAGCUCGGAGGAGGAGGAUCGCGGGGAAAACAGAGGGUGGAGGAGGUGCGGUGAGAGGAGUGACAUCAGUGCUGAACCAUUAUGAGUCAGUGUGUGCAUGCAGGUACAGUUGUACCCAUGGGUGCGCGAGUCAUCAUCGAUCAAAUGUCAGCCUGUCUUCUCCAUCUUCCACUGACUGUUUGGCCUGACUGAUCAAUUCUGACAUUAAGUGAAGGCAUUUUUUUUUUCUUGUAGGUAAUCGAUUCAUCCAUUACUUAUUAAACAUAUUUGAAGCAUUUCUUAGAAAAGACGUCUUGUUCCGGUGAGAGGACACAAAUGUAGGAUUGAAGCACAGAAUGCAUCGCAGAUUGUUGUCAGCUCACGACUUCUUUCAGAGCCCAGAGAUCUAGCUUUUUCUGAUCCUUCUUUACUCGACAUUUCAAUAUAUGUGAAAGCCUUUAGAGACUGUGAGAAAUAAGCGUAUCUUCCUGUAAUUACGAGAAUAGCACUUUAUUUUGUGUCAUAUGAGUAACCUUUUCGUUGAGGUAGUCUCCUUCAUAGUGAUAGCUGUCGUACUUUAUCCUCACUUCACUCCACCUCUCCAUGGAGCUCUUCAGGCAGACGGCUUGUCUUUUGUGCGUCAGACGUUUCUAAAGUCAAAAAUGAUCAAAGUUGGGGAAGAAAAAAAAACAAAAACUGAAAAUUACACAGCGGCAACCACCCUGGAGAAAAGUAAUAUCAGAGUAGAACUGGAUUUAUGAUUUUACCCCAUGUGAACACUCUGCUGUCUUGCAUUGCGCCUAGUUUUUAUGUAGCAUCACAUGUUCACACCUUUUAGGAUUUAAAAUGUUAAGUGUGUGUGAUGUGUUUGGACGUCCAGAUUCAUUGGUUGGCCGCAUACCUCAAUAAAAGAUCUUUAC
Messenger RNA from Acanthopagrus latus (yellowfin seabream), 4051 nucleotides. Its product is annotated as SH3 and cysteine-rich domain-containing protein 2-like. Gene Ontology annotation, molecular function: protein binding. The transcript is spliced from 11 exons. Gene Ontology annotation, biological process: skeletal muscle contraction; positive regulation of protein localization to plasma membrane; positive regulation of voltage-gated calcium channel activity. Bases 518 to 1798 code for a protein of 426 amino acids. Gene Ontology annotation, cellular component: extrinsic component of cytoplasmic side of plasma membrane. Lineage: Eukaryota; Metazoa; Chordata; Actinopteri; Spariformes; Sparidae. The record is from RefSeq and is a predicted model, not a curated record.